Messenger RNA from Frankliniella occidentalis (western flower thrips), 419 nucleotides. RefSeq lists its product as uncharacterized. NCBI's taxonomy places the organism in Eukaryota, Metazoa, Arthropoda, Insecta, Thysanoptera, Thripidae. The record is from RefSeq and is a predicted model, not a curated record.
CAGUGCGGCUCUCCACAUGACGGCCACUGCAGUGAGUGCGACGCAGAGGACCUGACGUGCAGGACGCUGUGCGGCUGGAACUGCGCCUGCCGCUGCAUGGGCUGGCCGACGGGCGGUCUGGACGCGGACUCGCACGACCGGUGGGACAAAUGCUACGAGGAGAGGGGCUGCACUCUAAGCAAAAGGGAGGAGUGCCAGAAGAACUGCGGCAGCAGUGAGUCCUGUAAGAACCUGUGCAUAAUGGACAGGGAGAGGUGCAGCUGUGGCUGCAUCCAGCACGCGGCGGCCAGCAGGACCGAAUCAGCGCCGGCAGCUACCACCGCUACCAGCACCAGACACCACCAUUAAAACACGAGUAGUCACAGUGCGACAGUACAUAUUGUUUGGAGUUGUUGUUACUACAUUUAAUUUUCAUUGAC